This is a messenger RNA of Chiloscyllium plagiosum (whitespotted bambooshark), 1480 nucleotides long. It is a transcript of the gene tm2d2, whose product is annotated as TM2 domain containing 2. NCBI's taxonomy places the organism in Eukaryota, Metazoa, Chordata, Chondrichthyes, Orectolobiformes, Hemiscylliidae. The record is from RefSeq and is a predicted model, not a curated record.
CGCGGCCGUCGGAGCGGGACUGUGUUCCGCCCACAUGGUCAGGCCGCACUCUUGAUUGGACACAGGUGCACGUCAAUCAUUGUUCUCGCGGCCAUGUUGUUUGUUGUCGGUUGGGAGGGCGUUUGGCCCGAGCGAGCGAGGGAGGCCGACCUGAGGCCGGGGGAACGAUGUGGGCUGUGUCGCUCGGUCACUUGUUACUGGGCGGACAGCUGGCACUGCUGGCAGCUGCUGUGUUGCUGCAAUGCCUGGCGGCCGGCUCGUCGUCGUCUCAAAGCUCAACGGUCAACGGUUCGCAGCCGCGGCAGGUGCAGUCGCCGUCCAGGGGCCGUGGGGAGCUGGCUCUGGGGAACUACCCGGAAGACAUGGAGCUGCUCGAGUACCGAGACCCGCUGUCCCCACUGGUGCUCUGCAGCUUCUUGCCAGAUGAAUUUGUUGAAUGCGAUGAGCCAGUGAACCAUUCUGGAAAUGUGACUGCCCAACAAGAGCAAGGAUAUGGUUGUGUAAAAUUUGGCGGACAGGCUUACAAUGAAGUGGAGCACACACGGGUGCGUUGUACUGCAUUAAAGGAUAUUGAAUGUGCCGGGCCACGCACUUUCCUCAGAGGAAAUGUGCCAUGUAUCAAGUACACAGGACACUAUUUUGUAACAACCUUGCUAUAUUCCUUUUUCCUGGGGUGCUUCGGUGUGGAUAGAUUUUGCCUGGCACACACUGGCACUGCAGUGGGCAAACUGCUGACUCUUGGAGGUCUCGGGAUCUGGUGGUUUGUGGAUCUAAUACUACUCAUUACAGGAGGUCUGAUGCCCAGUGAUGGCAGUAACUGGUGCACUUACUACUGAAGAUGUAUUUCAUCUCGAAUCUAAGAAUUUUUGUAUUUGGUGGAGGAGAAGGACAAAGCACAUGGGAGUCUGUUUGUACCUUUUCCUGGAGUAGUUCAAUUUGUUUGGAUGGAUAGCAAAUCCUUGCACAUGGACUUUGCUGGAUUUUUCAUCCUCCUCAUGUUUGACUUGUAUUCCUCAGAGGAUACACAAGAUUAUAAUGUCUCAGAUUGCAGUAGCUUAUGUCAUUUUUACCAAGUCUGUAAAUAUACAUGUUGCAAUCAUGCUUUUCUGAACUUAAGAGUUUUUUAAAAUUUGUGCUAUAUGAAAUGCAUUUAUCAACCAAAGUAUACUGUAACAGAAAUUGUGUACUUCUGUAAGACUUAAACCUGGUUAAUCUUUUCACAACACUUGGAACAAGCAAUGCAUGCUCAAUUUGAAAUUUAACUGGUGUUUUAAUGGCUCAGGAAUUCAGUACACCCCACAGAAAAUUUUUUGGUUAGUUCAAAUCUGGUUGAAAGUCAUGCUAAGAACUUGUAUAAAAUUGAUAUUGUCAGACAAUUUGUUAGCAGCAUUGUAUGCAAUUCAAGAUAGGAAGCCACCUGAGGCAAAACUUCUCACAUUUUGGAAGUGGAAAUAUCGCCAAUAAACUAUUUAUUUCUGAA